GCCGAGGCCCCGUAUGCAACUCAUUACUUCCCCAAUGCUGCUUUCCCACGGCUUUAAUUGCUUUUUUUAAUCACCUGCUAACGAAUACCGAUCAUAAACGGCGUUAAUCAGCGAUCUUAAUGAAGGAGCUCGUUAAUGAAAGGCUGCUUAACGAACUUUUGCAGCUCUUCUGGGAGAAACGUUUACGCGGCCUCAGCGCCUCCGACGUCGGCCAUGAGAUCCUCAAAGCCAUGGAGCUCCCACGGGGACUGCAAGCCCUAGGUCCCGUCCCAGACGACGUCACCUUGCUGUCGGCCGUCGCCAGCGCUCUUCACAUCAGUUCCAUUCCCAAGGGAAAGAAAUCCCCCAAAAUGGGGCAAAAUCCCCCCAAAUUGGGAAUAAAUCCCCAAAGUGGAGAAAAAAGUCUCCAAAAAUGGGGAAAAAUCCCAAAAGUGGGGGAAAAAAUGCCACCUUUGCCCUUUGCCCCUUGCAGGAAGCAGGAGGAGCGGGUGAGACGAGUGAGGAAGAAACUGGAAGAAGCUCUGCUGGCCGGCGACCCGGCGGGGUCAAGGGGUCAAGACGAGUGACCUUUGACCUCUGACCCCGUGAUGGAGGUCACCGGGGUCAAAGGUCAACGUUUGGGGUGGGGGGAAAAUGCACUUUUU
Phasianus colchicus (ring-necked pheasant) is the source of this 644-nucleotide messenger RNA. NCBI's taxonomy places the organism in Eukaryota, Metazoa, Chordata, Aves, Galliformes, Phasianidae. The record is from RefSeq and is a predicted model, not a curated record.